Myotis daubentonii (Daubenton's bat) is the source of this 4169-nucleotide messenger RNA. RefSeq names its product thiosulfate sulfurtransferase like domain containing 2 (gene TSTD2). The record is from RefSeq and is a predicted model, not a curated record. NCBI's taxonomy places the organism in Eukaryota, Metazoa, Chordata, Mammalia, Chiroptera, Vespertilionidae.
UCCCAAAGACUUCCGGUGCGGGUGGACGUCGCCGGCGGUCCUUCCUACGUAAACUCCGGGCGGGGCGUGCGGGAGCCUGGGCGGUGAGCUGUGUUAAAUUUUAGGCGGAGACUGUUCAAUGAAGAAAGACCUGAGAAAGGAUCAGGACAGGCAGGAGAUAGUUAACUGAAAGGAAUCUGCCCCACUGCUUCAACCAAACCAGAUGCCUUCUUCGACUUCAGCAGACCAAGGAGAUGACCCGGAGGCCUGUCUUUUAAGAUUUUCAGACUUGGAUUUGAAAGACACAAGUAUUAUCAAUCCCAGUAGCAGUCUUAAAGCAGAGCUAGAUGUCAAUACAAAGAAGAAAUAUUCAUUUGCAAAGAAAAAGGCAUUUGCCCUUUUUGUCAAAACCAAAGAAGUUCCAGCACCGUCUUAUAAAUGCAAAGAAAUAUGGUGGAAAUGCUGUCAGCAGCUGUUCACGGGCCCCACUGGCAUCCACAGACACGUGGCGGCACAGCACGCUGAUGAGGUUUGGCACCAGACUGCUUCUGUUUUGAAGCAGCUCGCUGUGGCAUCAAGCACCUCAAAGAGCCUUAAGUCUGCCGACAAAAGGAACCCACCGAAAGAGUGCCUUACUCGAAACCAUGACGUGUCUGCUUGGCUCCCUGACAUUAGUUGCUUUAGCCCUGAAGAGCUGAUAAGUGGUGAGGGCAGUGAUGAAGGAGAGGUGUUACUUUAUUACUGCUAUCGUGACUUGGAGGAUCCCCAUUGGAUCUGUGCCUGGCAGACAGCUCUGUGUCAGCACCUGCACCUCACAGGCAAGGUGCGAAUUGCUACAGAAGGAAUCAACGGGACAGUGGGUGGAAGCAAAUUGGCCACCAGACUCUAUGUGGAAGUCAUGCUUUCCUGCCCAUUGUUUAAGGAUUAUCUGUGUGAGGAUGAUUUUAAGACCAGCAAAGGAGGAGCUUGCUGUUUCCCAGAGUUGCGUGUUGGUGUAUUUGAAGAAAUUGUGCCUAUGGGGAUCAGUCCCAGUAAGAUCUCCUACAAGAAGCCUGGAAUCCAUUUGUCCCCAGGUGAAUUUCAUAAAGAAGUAGAAAAGUUUUUGUCUCAGGCAAAUCAAGAACAAAGUGAUACUAUCCUCCUGGACUGCAGAAACUUCUAUGAAAGCAAAAUAGGACGCUUCCAGGGCUGCUUAGCCCCAGACAUCAGGAAAUUCAGUUACUUCCCUAGCUACGUUGACAGAAAUCUAGAACUUUUCAGAGAGAAGAGGGUACUGAUGUAUUGCACUGGGGGCAUCCGUUGUGAGCGGGGUUCCGCUUACCUCAAAGCCAAGGGAGUGUGCAAGGAAGUGUUCCAGCUCAAGGGUGGCAUCCACAAGUACCUGGAGGAGUUUCCUGACGGUUUUUACAAAGGGAAAUUGUUUGUUUUCGAUGAGCGUUAUGCUUUGUCCUACAACAGUGACAUAGUGUCAGAAUGUUCAUACUGUGGAGCCCCAUGGGACCAGUAUAAACUCUGCUCCACUCCCCAGUGCCGCCAGCUUGUCUUGACCUGCCCCGCCUGUCAAGAACAAGGACUAACAGCCUGUUGUGUCACAUGUCAAGACAAAGGGAGCAGGCCGGCUUCAAGCCCUGCCCAGCACAGCUUUAAAGAGGAAUGUGACUGUACAGCCCGACGGCCACGCAUACCCAGUGAGCUUUCACAGCAGGCGCCACCUGCCCUGAGCCCGGAGCCAAGACCUGAUGUUGCUGAGGAUGGGCCCUGCUUGUGUGAGCGGCACCAGCAACAUUCCCCUGAGGCUUCACAAAGCUAGGUUUGAGGCAGCCAUGUAUUCGGAAAUAGCCAGGCUGCAGCAACAGAGAAAUGGGGAACUUGGGUGCUGGCCAAUGACACCAUGGCACACUGGUCACCUAUUGGCCACUUAUCCUAUAUAAUAAAAGCCUAAUAUGCUAAGUGUCUGGUGGUCCGGGCGGCUGUUCAACCAAUCAAAGCAUAAUAUGCUAAUGAUCUGCUAAGUCUGCUCAACCACUCGCUAUGACGUGCACUGACCACAAGGAGGCAGACAUUCUGACCGGUAGGUUAGCUUGCUGCUGGAGUCUGGUCAAUGGGGACUGAGUGAGAUGGGCUGGACAUGCCGUGGAGCCCUCCCACAGUCCCUCCCUGGCUGGCCAACCUCUGCGUCCCUCACCAGCCCCGAUUGUGCACCGGUGGGGUCCCUUGGCCUGGCCUGUGCCCUAUUGCAAUCCAGGACCCCUCAGGGGAUGUUGGAGAGCUGGUUUUGGCCUGAUCCUACAGGCCAGGCCGAGGGACCCCACUGGUGCACGAAUUCGUGCACCGGGCCUCCAGUACUUCAUAAGAGGAGAGAAGAGGGAGUUGGUGCUGACCACUUACCUGAGACAUUCUGACUCAGAAGAUGCUAGAGCACAGAAAAAGGUGAGCUGUGGGAUCCCAUAGCAGCUGAGGAGUAGAGCCUUGAGCCUGGCAACCAGGUCAUGCCUUUUCUGUGCCAGGUGUCAGAGCUGGUAGCAGUCAUUUUUCUUGUCAUCAUACCUGUCUGUCCUGAUGGUAAAAGUGUGAAAGCUGUGACCCUGGAAGUAGACUCCUUGGAACAAAUCCCGUUAGUCACCUGCCAUCCACCCCAACCCUCACCUCAUCUCUGUUAGCCUGCACUAGACCAGGAUCCGUAAACUACAGCAUUUGGCCCACCUCUUGCUUUUGUAAAUAAAAUUUCAUUGGAAUAACCACACCCAUUGUUGUUGUUUUUUACAUAUGAUUUAAGACAGAAUUAAGUAUUUACAGCAGAAAAGUUAUGGCCUGCAAACCUACAUUUAUUAUCUGGUCCUUUACAGAAAAAAUUGCCACCUUCUGGUCUAAACCAACAGCUCGACUGAUGGAACAGAUGGUCAUAAAGAUGUGGCUCACCUUCAUUUUUUAUUGAUUUGGUUUUUAACAGAGAUUUUCCCCUAAUAGUCUCUGUUUUCCCUAGUAUCCACCACACUUUGCUUUUAAGUAUUUUCUUUGAGAGAUUCAGAUUAGCUUGAUGACACAUAUGGGCAGUUUUUACACAAAUGCCUUGGGAUACAAGACAUUCUGAGUGAGGUCAUCCAGCACUGCCGUGGUUUCCUGGCCUUGUCGGGUGCGUGUCCCUGUCACACAGGUCCCAAGAAACACAUACGCAGUCAUUCAUAGACCAACAGAUUUAAUGUUACAUUGCAGUUUCCACUGAUGCAGAAUACAGCUGCAAUUGUGUUUCAAGGAGAAGCCGGUGGUGCCACUUCUGGGCCCAUCUGCAGCCUCGCAGACACUUCCACAGAGGGCCACCUCCGGUUACCCUCCACCGUCCGCGGCGUUACAGUUCAGUGUGCAAGACUUCCUUUCUCGUCAAAAGCCUCUCUGCCCAGUGCUCUGCAGCAGUCUGCUCGUCAGCUCUUUGGCGUGGCCUUUAUCAGGAGAUUUGUCCUAUCACUCAUGAAUGUAACUUCCCAAGCAACAGAAAUACUAGCUCGACUGGCACUGUGGUAUGUUAAAAGGCACAAGGGCAUUGUGGCUUCACUUUUUUGCUGGAUCCCAAGAAGUGCAAUGGUGUUAAAAGGAUGCGGCAGAGAUACCAAAAUUACGUUUUCAGAAUCAUCAUCUUGGGAUAGUUUGGCCAGGGUUUCCUAAUUCUUUACUAUCUGGGUCUUCCCCGUUGGCCUUCUGAGGCCUAACUGUUUAAUUAAGAUUAGCAGUGACGUGUCUAGUAAGUGCUGCCACAGGUAGUUGCAAGUCUGUCAGCAUAGACUGGAAAUUUAUCCCUCUAACAUUUGACUUCAAGUAAGCCAUUAGCCCACUGUGCAUUAUAGAAAGGUGUUUUCAAGUAUUUGGCCACAAGUUUUCAUAUCCAUCAUAAGGUUAGCAUUCGAUAAAGGAAAAAAUUCUUUCUGACUCCGGUGUUAAAAUGUAAAUAAACCCCAGAUGCCAUAAAGAACACUCAAGGAGCUGUUUGUUGCCUGGGAUUGGUAAAGACAGGAUGGUUUUUGAAACUUGGAAUUUCCUCAUAUCCAGCAAAAGGAAUCUCAUGUUCUUUGAUUCCUGGCAGAGUUCAGUGGCUUUAGUCUUUCUGUCUUGAGGGGAAAAAUUGUGUUCUUGAUCCAUCAAUCAAUUUGGCAACUUUAAUCUUGAGGUUCUUCAAUUUAAAGGAGGGUUAAUAAAAA